GUACCAACACCGGUGAAAAUCAGUUUAAUCAAUAUGCUGUCAGAGACAGGGCUUCAGGUUAUAGAGGCUACCAGCUUUGUUUCCCCCAAAUGGGUUCCUCAGAUGGCUGACCACACUGAAGUCAUGCAAGGAAUUAAUAAGUUGCCUGGCAUUAGUUAUCCUGUGCUGACCCCUAACCUGAAAGGAUUUCAGGCAGCGGUGGCAGCAGGGGCCAAAGAAGUGUCAAUCUUUGGGGCAGCAUCUGAGCUAUUCACUAAGAAGAACAUCAACUGUUCCAUAGAGGAGAGUUUGGCAAGAUUCGAUGAAGUGAUGAUGGCAGCAAGAGCAGCCAGCAUUCCUGUCCGGGGAUAUGUUUCCUGUGUCCUUGGAUGUCCCUACGAAGGGAAGAUUUCUGCAGCUAAAGUUGCAGAGGUCUCAAAGAAGAUGUACUCGAUGGGAUGCUACGAGAUUUCCCUCGGUGACACCAUUGGCAUUGGGACCCCAGGGAGCAUGAAGGAGAUGCUGACUGCAGUCAUGAAAGAGGUGCCAGUUGGGGCUCUUGCUGUUCACUGCCACGAUACCUAUGGGCAAGCUCUUGCCAACAUCUUGGUAGCGCUUCAGAUGGGUGUGAGCGUGGUUGAUGCUUCCGUCGCUGGCCUUGGAGGCUGCCCCUAUGCCCAAGGAGCAUCAGGAAACGUUGCGACAGAGGACUUGGUGUACAUGCUGAGUGGCCUGGGGAUCCACACGGGUGUGGAUCUGCAGAAACUGGUGGACACAGGCACAUUUAUUUGCAAUGCUCUCAACAGACGAACCAAUUCCAAAGUUUCCCAGGCAUCUUGCAGGCUGUGA
Molecule: messenger RNA, 828 nt
Organism: Balearica regulorum gibbericeps (East African grey crowned-crane)
Lineage: Eukaryota; Metazoa; Chordata; Aves; Gruiformes; Gruidae
Source: RefSeq, a predicted model, not a curated record